AAUAAAUAUAAUAAAUAGUAGUAGUAUCAUUUUUCUUCAACCAAAGAAGAAAAUCACCAUUAAAGACUUUUCCCAUCAGUUUCGCCGCCCUUGUUGCUUUUCUUUCUUCAUAAUCAAAAUCCAAUCUUUUCUUCUUGUUUUCUUCCUUGUGAAAAGUAAAAGAUCCAUUUUUUUCUCUCCGAUACACCCAGAAAGUGAUAUGUAACAGAAUCCAGCUUCCAAUAAUAGCAAUUUCAUUUCCAAAAAUACUUUUCUUUUAAUGGAUUUUUGUGUUUUUCGUUUCACUUCCCAAAAGGGUUUUUGCUUUCUCAAACAUACCCUUUGCUGUCCAACUUCUCAUAAUUUUUUCUAAAUUUUGGGAUUUUCUUACCUUUUUUUUUUUUUUGUGGGGGUGGGGAAAAGGUUAAAGAUGAGUGUAGCCAAGUCCCAGGUUUGGCAACCUUGUAAAAAGAAGAGGAUUUAGCUUUAGGCAUAUAAUUAUAUUAAGAAACAAAAAAGAUUUUCUGAAAAAAAAGAGAGGAUGGAAUUGGUAUUGGUAUUGAUUUAGAGUAGGAAUUUAAAGAUCUAUACGGAGAUUGGAUUGAAUAAGGGAGAUGGGUUCAAGAUCAAAUAAUGGAAGUGGGAGGACAAAAGUGGGAAGGUAUGAGCUUGGGAGGACAUUGGGGGAGGGUACUUUUGCAAAAGUGAAAUUCGCAAGGAAUGUUGAAACUGGUGAUAAUGUGGCCAUAAAGAUUCUUGAUAAAGAGAAGGUCAUGAAGCACAAGAUGAUUGGUCAGAUUAAACGGGAAAUAUCAACCAUGAAACUUAUAAGACACCCCAAUGUAAUCCGAAUGUAUGAGGUCAUGGCCAGCAAGUCGAAGAUAUAUAUUGUUUUGGAAUUUGUUACUGGUGGCGAACUGUUUGACAAAAUUGCCAGUAAAGGUAGGCUCAAAGAAGAUGAAGCAAGAAAGUAUUUUCAGCAGCUUAUCAAUGCAGUGGACUAUUGUCAUAGUAGAGGUGUAUUCCACAGAGACCUCAAGCCUGAAAACUUGUUAUUGGAUGCCAAUGGUGUUCUUAAAGUUUCGGAUUUUGGAUUGAGUGCGCUGCCUCAGCAAGUUCGCGAAGAUGGACUACUACAUACAACAUGUGGAACACCAAAUUAUGUGGCUCCAGAGGUUAUCAACAAUAAAGGUUAUGAUGGAGCUAAGGCUGAUCUGUGGUCAUGUGGUGUAAUCCUUUUUGUACUUAUGGCUGGUUAUCUGCCUUUUGAAGAGUCAAAUCUUGUGGCAUUAUAUAAGAAGAUACAUAAAGCUGAAUUUACAUGUCCACCCUGGUUUUCCUCUAAUGCAAAGAAACUGAUCAAAAGAAUCUUGGAUCCCAAUCCACAGACGCGCAUCACAAUUACCGAGGUCAUUGAGAAUGAAUGGUUCAAGAAAGGGUAUUGUCCACCUGUUUUUGAACAGGCAGAUGUUAGUCUUGAUGACGUGAAUGCUAUUUUUGAUGAAUCUGCUAACUCUUCGAAUCUUGUUGUUGAGAGACGGGAAGUACGGCCUUCUGCACCGCUGACUAUGAAUGCUUUUGAGCUUAUUUCAACUUCUCAGGGUCUCAAUCUCAGUUCUCUGUUUGAAAAGCAAAUGGGGCUGGUCAAAAGGGAGACAAGAUUUACAUCGAGAUGUCCUGCGAAUGAAAUUGUUUCAAAAAUUGAAGAAGCUGCUGUACCUUUGGGAUUCAAUGUGAGGAAAAAUAACUAUAAGAUUAAGCUUCAAGGUGAGAAGAGCGGGCGCAAAGGUCACUUGAAUGUUGCAACUGAGAUUUAUGAGGUGGCACCUUCACUCUACAUGGUUGAGCUUCGCAAGGCUGGAGGAGAUACCUUGGAAUUUCACAAGUUUUACAAGAACCUGUCCACCGGAUUGAAAGACAUAGUUUGGCAACUGGGGGAUGAAGCAGGAGAGGAAGUAAAAGAUGGCAUUGUCUCAACUUGAUUUUGGAGUGUGAUGUCAGUGGGUUACCGAUGUGUAUAACAGUGUGCUGUUGGAUAUUAGAUACUCUGUUGUGCUGUAAAAUGGACUUGUUUGAUGUCAAACAUCAAGUGUUUUAGCAUCAAGGAGUUUC
Messenger RNA from Solanum stenotomum, 2091 nucleotides. Its product is annotated as CBL-interacting serine/threonine-protein kinase 23. Bases 594 to 1961 code for a protein of 455 amino acids. NCBI's taxonomy places the organism in Eukaryota, Viridiplantae, Streptophyta, Magnoliopsida, Solanales, Solanaceae. Gene Ontology annotation, biological process: signal transduction; protein phosphorylation. The record is from RefSeq and is a predicted model, not a curated record. Gene Ontology annotation, molecular function: ATP binding; protein kinase activity. The transcript has 15 exons.